Sturnus vulgaris (Common starling) is the source of this 1344-nucleotide messenger RNA. It is a transcript of the gene L2HGDH, whose product is annotated as L-2-hydroxyglutarate dehydrogenase. Gene Ontology annotation, molecular function: (S)-2-hydroxyglutarate dehydrogenase activity. NCBI's taxonomy places the organism in Eukaryota, Metazoa, Chordata, Aves, Passeriformes, Sturnidae. The record is from RefSeq and is a predicted model, not a curated record.
AUGGCGGCGGCGCUGAGGGGCCGCGCGGGCCCGGGCGGGGCCGGGGCGCUGUGGCGGCUCCAGAGCCGGCGGAGCAGCUCGUUCGACGUGGCCGUGGUGGGUGCGGGGAUCGUGGGGCUGGCCGCAGCCCGGGAGCUCAUCCAGCGCCAUCCCUCGCUGGCCUUGGCCGUGCUGGAGAAGGAGCAGGAGCCGGCCCAUCACCAGAGUGGACACAACAGUGGUGUGAUCCACAGUGGGAUUUACUACACCCCUGGCUCCCUGAAGGCCAAGCUGUGUGUGCAGGGGGCAGCUCUCUGCUACAAAUACUGUGACCAGAAGGGAAUUCCCUACAAACAGUGUGGGAAGCUGAUUGUGGCCGUGGAACAGGAUGAAAUUCCAAGGCUCAAAGCUCUGUAUGAGAGGGGGCUGCAGAACAACGUCCCAGGGCUGAAACUCAUUGGAGCCAAGGAAAUCCAGGAGAAGGAGCCCUUCUGCAGGGGACUGAUGGCCCUUGAUUCUCCCUACACUGGAAUUGUGGAUUACAAACAAGUGGCCCAGUCCUAUGCCAGAGACUUCCAGGAAGCAGGUGGGACAAUCUUGACUGAUUUUGAAGUCACUAACAUGGAGAUGGCCAAAGAAAGUUCACCAGAAAGUGAAGAUGGGCUGAAAUACCCAGUCAUUGUUAGGAACAAAAAGGGUGAGGAGCUCUCCUGCGGGCACAUCGUGACCUGUGCGGGGCUUCACUCCGACCGCCUGUCCCGGAUCAGCGGCUGCAGCCCCGAGCCCCGCAUCGUCCCCUUCCGGGGGGAUUAUUUGGUGCUAAAACCAGAAAAAUCUUACUUGGUGAAAGGAAAUAUUUAUCCAGUUCCCAACCCUCGUUUCCCAUUCCUGGGAUUCCAUUUCACUCCCAGGAUGGAUGGCAGUAUCUGGCUGGGCCCUAAUGCAGUGCUGGCCUUUAAGAGAGAGGGCUACAAACUCUUGGACUUCAGCCCUGGAGACUUUUUAGAUGCUGUAACCUACAGUGGGCUCUGGAAGCUGGUGCUGAGGAAUGUGUCCUAUGGCCUGGGGGAGCUGUACAGAGCCUUUUCCCUCAGUGCCCAGGUGAGGCAGCUGCAGAAGUUCAUCCCUGAGGUCACCACCAAUGAUGUUCUCAGGGGUCCCUCUGGAGUGAGAGCCCAGGCUCUGGACAGCGAGGGGAACUUGGUGGAUGAUUUCGUGUUUGACGGAGGCACGGGGGAGGUGGGCAGCAGGAUCCUGCACGUCAGGAACGCUCCUUCCCCCGCCGCCACCUCCUCCCUGGCCAUCGCCCGCGCCAUCGCCGACGAGGCCGAGCGGCGCUUCCAGCUCUGAACCCUGCCAGGAAUU